This is a messenger RNA of Gadus macrocephalus (Pacific cod), 10175 nucleotides long. RefSeq names its product myomegalin-like. Gene Ontology annotation, molecular function: zinc ion binding. The record is from RefSeq and is a predicted model, not a curated record. Lineage: Eukaryota; Metazoa; Chordata; Actinopteri; Gadiformes; Gadidae. Gene Ontology annotation, cellular component: nucleus.
GUAGGUUCCUGGAAGGUCAUUGUUCACAUUGGCCCAAACAACUAAUAUUUCUACGUCUUUGUUUCAAAGCAGCAGAUUCUGUCCAAAACCGACGGUCAUAAUUUUUUUUAGUAGAUGUUAGUUGGCUGACACCCCUCGUGAUGAAUAUAUCCCUGGGAUGAACGCAGCCCCCCCUGGCUCUCCCCUGAAACCCGUUCGUCAGGGCGUUUGGCGUGUGUGUGACGUGUGUGUGGAGGCAAAACUGGGAUUGGCCAGAGCUGGGAAGGUCUGGUCCCAGAAAGACCAAUAGAAUGUAGAUCAACACAUGAGGAAGGUGUUGUAGCCUAAUGUAACUUACAGUAACAAAAGAAAAACAUUAUUCAUCAUCCAUAUCAUCAUAUGGACUUGUUUAUACAAUAAAUCAAACUUCUACAUAUUAUGAUAUUCUAUUCAACUCCUUAGGCCUAAAUCUGUUCAUCUUUUUCAAAUGUAGAAAUUAUUUUAUAUUUGUCCAUUCAAAUCAAAACUGAACUUGACAGAAUCACCGCUGUCAUUUUCAUUACAAAUCAUGUUGAUCAGUACUCGCCGAUUCCCAGCUCUACAUGGAGACGGGUGUUGGUGCGCUCCGUCCACCCCCGUGCUCUCAGUGAGAUGGUUCAGUCCAGUGUGGGGCCGCCCCUUCUCCGGAUCGGAUACGGCGGUUCUAAAACCCCAGACCCAUUUUAUUGAGGGUCCUCCUGUCAAACCGUCAUCCUCUUUUUUCUAUUUUUAAACCUAAACCAACUACACUGGAAAGGAAAGGAAUUAACUGGAGGCACAGAGUAUCAUAUUAGAUCGAAGAACACACCGACAGGACGCAUCUUUUUCUGGGGGAGAUAUGAUCUGGAGUCAGAUCAGAACGGUGCAGCAGCGAGGCGAUGCCCUCAUUAUAGAGACUCCUCGUUUUUCUGACUGGUUUUCUCUAAACUAGUUAAUGUCGACAAUUGUAACAGCGUUGAAGUGUACCGACCAAAGAGAACUCUGUGUGUCGGCGUUGUCGUACGGAGGGAAGUGAAACCCUACGCAUGACGUCGGGUUCAUUCAUUCAUCCGCUAUGCGGAACAGCAUCCUUUGCGCCUCUGUGAUUUGGAGCUUUUUACGCGAUUAACCCGAUCCGGGAUCCUUCCUCUUCUGUCCUUCAUGAGAUCUUGUUCGUGACAUGAAGGCAGAUGUCAAGUCGAGGCUUCCUUGGUCUCGUGUUUUAUACUGAAACGUUCUCGUUGACGUCUGGACCCCAGCAUCCUCUGAGCUACCGUAUCUCCAUGGUUCCGAUGGUCUCUGAUGUAAUGAGAAGAUAAGCUCCUACCCAGCUCCUCUGUUUCUAUGGUAACGGAACGACUGAGAAAUAAUCGCGUGAAGUAUACAUUUAUAAAAUCUACAUUUGUGAUGCUGGACGUUGUAAAGAUGAAGGAGGUCUGCCGGAUUUGUGCCCGCGAGCUCUGUGGCAACCAGCGCCGCUGGAUCUUCCACCCCAACUCCAAGCUCAACCUGCAGGUGCUGCUGUCGCACGCCCUGGGUCGGGAGCUGGUGCGGGACGGCCGCGGCGAGUUCGCCUGCUCCAAGUGCGCCUUCAUGCUGGACCGCAUGUACCGGUUCGACACUGUGAUAGCUCGCGUCGAGGCCUUGUCUCUGGAGCGCCUGCACAAACUGCUGCUGGAGAAGGACCGACUCAGGCAGUGCAUCGGCGGUCUGUACCGUAAACACAACCCGGGGGACGGCCUCCUCUGCCCCGCCUCCCACCCGGGCGCCGCCGUGGAGACGUCCACCGAGGGCUCGGCCGUGGUCGACCUGUCCUCCCUGCAGGACGCCCGGUACUCCGAGAUGGUCCAGGAGGAUCUGACCUACUCCCUGUACGAGUCCUGGGCGGACAAGGAGGAGGCGGACCCCCAGGCCCAGCCCCACCACUGUCCCCAGAACCAGUGCCCAGGCCCAGAGCUCCUCCCGGGGCAGAAGGCGCGGCGCUGCCGGGGCUGCGCCGCGCUGCGCGUGGCGGACUCGGACUACGAGGCGGUGUGCCGGGUGCCCCGCAGCGUGGGCCGGAGGAGCACCUCCUGCGGCCCCUCCCCCCGCCGCUCGCCCAGCGCAGCGGGGGGGGCGCGAGGAGGAGGAGGAAGAGGAGGAGGACCCCCCCCGCACCCCCUCCCAGGGACUCGGGACGCCACGGCCCUGGCCUCGGCCACGCUGUGCCGACCACACCAGCGCCGGCCUGGGCUCCUCGCUGGAGUCCCUGGACACGGCGCUGGACCCCCCGGCGCUGGAGACCCCGGCGCUGGAGUCCCUGGACACGGCACUGGACCCCCCGGCGCUGGAGGACCCCGGCGCUGGAGUCCCUGGACACGGCGCUGGACCCCCCGGCGCUGGAGACCCCGGCGCUGGAGUCCCGGGACACGGCGCUGGAACCCCCCGGCGCUAGACGGAGGCCUGGAGGCGGACCCCGGCGAGGAAGAGGAAGAGGACGGAGACGAGGAAGGGAAACCCGCCGCACUCCGAGGGGACGGCCCCGGGGAGCUCUCCUGGGACCCCCCCCCCCGGGGAGGGCCCCCUCCCGGGGUGGAGGUGCUGCUGGGCCUCCUGCGGGGCUGGGAGUACCGGCCCGUCAGGCCCCAGAGAGGCAGCCGGCUGCCGCUGCUCGUCAAGGCCCGGCUGUACAGAGGGCUGUCCCUGAGCCUCCCCGGGCCCCUGAGAGGCCCCUACUGCGGGGCGGCGGACUGUGAGCUGGACCCCUACGCCCAUCCACACCUCCACCCGGCGCUGCCCGAGGUGGUGGUCACCUCCACCCAGCAGGAGCUGCGCUCGGAGCUGGGGGACUUGGAGGCGCAGUGGGAGGAGGAGUACGUGGCGUGCGGGCCCUUCCGCUUCCAGCAGAGGCUGAUUGAGGAGCAGCAGGGCCAGCUGUCUGGCUAUGAGAGUGCCGCGGGUCAGUUUGUGGGAGAGCUGCAGAAGGCCCAGGGCCAGGUGUGCUCCCUGCAGGCCAAGAUCAGGGAGAGUGUCGGUGUGAAUCAGAAGCUGCGGCAGCGUCUGGGGGAGAUGGAGCUGGAGCUGCACUCGGCCAGAGAGGCGUCGCUGAGGCAGGAACGCAACCUCCAGAACCUCAGCGACACCGUGGCCUCCAAGGAGACGGAGGCUGCUGAGUUAUACCGAGUGGUAGAGGAGCAGAACCACACACUGUGCUCCCUCAAAGAGCUGGCCGGCCAGAACCAGCUGCAGGUAGGAGACACGGCAGCAGUGCGGGCUGGAGGGGUCCCGGGGCUGGCCGAGGUGCUGGCCCUGCAGGCCUCCCUGUUCCAGGCCCAGCUGGAGCUGCAGGCGGCGGACCGCAGCCAGCGGCAGGCCGGCCACGCCCAGGAGAACCUCCGCCGCGCCCUGGAGCGCCUGGAGGCCGACCUGGAGGGGGCGCUGCAGCACCGCCGGGACACCCAGAGGCACACGCAGGAGCUCCAUGUCGCCAUGGAGACGGCCCGCCAGGCUCUGCAGGAGAGCGAGGAGCGGCUGGGAGAGAAGGAGGCGCAGAGACAGCAGGAGGGGGGGGGAAGAGGAAGCAUCAGGGGGCUGAGGACCUCACUGCAGGCCAAAGAGCAGCAGCUACAGGACGCCGCUGAGCUCCUGGAGCAGCAGCAGGGCCCGGCGGGGAAGAGAGACUCUCUGCUGCACACACUCCGCCAGCGCAUCAAGGAGAGGGACCGCGCCCUGGAGCGGGCGGUGGACGAGAAGUUCCGCCUUGUGGAGGAGGCGGAGCAGGAGGUGGGCCGGCUGCAGCUGGCCGGGCGGGAGAAGGAGCGGGACCUGGAGUGCCAGCGCUGCGUGCUGGCCAACAACGAGGAGACCAUCGCCAGCCUGGAGGUGCUGCUGCGGGGGAAGGCCCUGGAGGCCCAGCAGGUGGGCGAGGCGGGCCGCAGCGCGCGGCAGCAGCAGCGGGAGAGCGCCGAGCGGCAGGCGCUCGCUCUGCGGGAGCGGGACGCCAUCAUCAGCCAGAUGCAGAGCGCCCUGCACGGCCGCAGCCAGGAGGCAGAGGACCUGCGCCGCUCCCUGAUUGGCCAGCUCCAGCUGGGCCCGCCCCAGGUGCUGGAGGAGCUGAAGGCCCGCCUCCGUCUGAAGGACCGCCUCUUCCAGGACGUGCUGGCGGACCGCGGCCGGCAGGCCCAGGAGCACCAGGCCCACGUCCAGGACCUGCUCAACACCCUGGGGGCCCGGGACCAGUACAUCCAGGACGCGGCGCGGCGGCAGGGCGAGCUGAUGGGCGAGCAGAGCGGACGGCUGCAGGAGCUGCGGCGCCAGCUGAGCUGCAGAGGUCAGAGGUCGGAGGUCAGAGGUCAGAGGUCGGACUCCCUGUCGGACGGGGAGCUGGCGGAGGUGAGGGAGGAGCUGACCCUGGCCGUGAGGAGGGUGAUGGAGGCGCAGCAGGAGAGCGACAACCAGGCCGCCCGCAUGGAGGGCCUCACGCGGGCCCUCAGCGCCAAGGAGGAGCUCAUCAAGGGUUUCCAGAGGCAGCUGGCGGACCAGUCCGACCUCCCGUUGGUGGAGGUGCUGACUCAGGAGAUCCAGGAGCUGAGGGAGAGGCUGGCCCCCGCCAGGGGCCCUCUGGGCCGGGACCGGCCGCACAACAACAGGCCGCCUGAGUUCGGAGAACUGAGCUCUGAAAGUGAGGAUGAUGAUGAGGACGAUGCCAACAGCGCGUAUACCUACAGCGUCGACGAAGAGGACUCCAGACUGACCGCUGAGUCCUUGGGGAACAUGAAGGGCCCAGAGUGUGGGUUCGAGGGCCCUGGUCUGGUGGAGGUGCAGCAGCUGGUGCAGCAGAAGCGGGCGGUGGAACGGGAGCUGGGGGAGCUGAAGGCUCAGCUGGGGACAGCCGGCUUCACCUCCCUCUCCCAGAUGAGGAAGGCACUGCUCAGCCUGCGCUUUGAGAACGAAGGCCUGAAGCAGCAGCUGACUGACGGACCCCCCAGCCCCCCAGUUGACCCCCCAGCCCCCCCAGCCCCAGCGGCCUCAGGUCAGCCAUGCGGAGGAGCUGGAGGAGGAGGAGCUGGAUCCUGGACCUGGGGGCGCUGCUCUCCCGCUCUCCACAGUCUCCCAGAGGAGUUGGAGGAGGCCCCACAGCGGCCCCGGAGGCCCCAGAGGCCCCGGCGGCGGGUAGGAGGCCGGCUGGGCGCCUGCAGCAGCAGGCCAGCCUGGCGCUCCAGGAGAGGCCUGAUGGUGUCGGAGGCCACCGUGCAGGCCCAGGAGGAGCAGCUCAAAGACUACCGCCUCCUGCUCACGGAGCCCUCGGUGCAGCAGAACAGUAAGCAGGUGCAGGUGGACCUCCAGGAUCUCGGCUACGAGACGUGCGGCCGCAGUGAGAACGAGGCGGAGAGAGAAGACACCAGCAGCCCAGAGUUUGACGACCUGGAGAUGUGCACGUCUCUGGAGUGCGGCUCCCAGUGGUGGCCCGCCAACCGCCCGGCCGCCCCCACCGCCAACACCACCUCCUCCAGCGCCACCGCCACCACCCCGUCCUCCACCCACCCCGGCACCGCCCCCUCCUCCACCCACCCCGGCACCGCCCCAGUAGGAGCGCUGCCCGCGCGGCGAGAGGCGCGUGCGCUGCAGCGGCUGGUGGAGGAGCUGCGGGCGCAGCUGGCGCGCUCCCAGGCGGUGGUCCGUGGCCUCCAGAGCCGCCUGCGCUCCUGCUCCUGCUCCUCCUCCUCCAGCGACCCCGCCCCGGCCACGCCCCGCAAGGUCAACUGGGGCGGCCCGCAGGAGGAGGGGGAGGAGGAGGAGGAGGAGGAGGGGGGCUGGGCGCCGGUGGGCGCGGGGGGGCAGCUGCGGGAGCUGGUGUGCCGCGUGGGGGCGCUGGAGGACCAGCUGAGGACCGGAGGCAAGGCCACGCCCCCCCGCGGCGAGGAGGGGAAGAAGGCGCCCGCGCCUCGCCUGGGUACGAGCCUCCGUCACGUCUCCGUCCCGGCUAACGAGCACCCAACGUUCGACCCCCUGACCCUCUCUCGUACCCCCCCCAGUAGGUUCGACCCCCUGAUCCAGGCCCAGGCGCGCGAGCUGUCCCACCUGAGGCAGCGCCUGCGUGAGGGCCGGGCCGCGUGCAGCACCCUGACCCAGCAGGGGGACACCACCAAGGCCUUGGAGGAGCUGCUGCGCGCCAACGACAUUGACUACUACACGGGCCAGAGCUUCAGGGAGCAGCUGGCCCAGAGCGCCUCGCUGGGCCAGAGGGUCGCCCACAAGCUCAGCGGACGAGAUCAUCCAGAACACCCCGAUGAUAAGACUGAGCUGCUGGCCAUCCGGCUCAGUAAGGAGCUCCAGCAGAAGGACAAGGUCAUCGAGUCUCUGCGGGCCAAGCUGGACCAGCAGCAGUCCCAUCACUACGGCAACCAGCGCUCUGACACGCCCUGCAGCAGCCACGCCCUCUCCGACACCACCACCGGGUCCCAAUCGGAUCGCAUCUCCUAUGUGUCCGAUGAGCGGGGCUCCACCAAUGAGGACCUGGAGCUCAGCUCGGAGAUGGACGCGGCCAGUGAGUUCGGUCCGGAGGGACGGGCGUCGGCCAGAUCCAGCACAGGUACGUUCACUGAUGCCCGUCCCGGUCGGAGGCCAUGUCCCACCAUCCGUCUGCCCCCCCGUCCCACGCUUCCUCUCACAGAGCGUUUUCCUCCUUCAGCUCUCCCAGCAUGCACUGGGCUCUGCACAAGGCUGCCAGCUCCCACAGCCAGACAGUUCCCGGACUGCCUCCUAUCCCUCUGUCUUCGUCUGCGCCCCCCUAUGCUGGGGCGGCCCCCGCCUUCACCUCUAGCCCCCCCCCCCCAUCCCUCCUCCGGCCCCCGCCGACCCCCGCCCUCUGACCCCCACUCCCAUGUCUUGCGCCCCCGUUUCCGAGGCCAGCGGGGGGUGGGGUUCUCCCUGGCGGAGGUGCAACAGGAGCUGCACACGCUGCAGCGGCAGCUGGGACACAGCUCCUCCUACGCCCCCCCCUGGCCCUCCAGAGGACCCCUCUGCUGGGCCCCCCCACGACCCCCUCCGGCUUCCCGCCCCUCGUUACCACGGCCUGCUGCCCGCGCCGCUGGGCGGCCCCGCCCACCUGGCGGCCGGCCCGGCACCAUGCAGGCGGAGGCCGGCCUGCUGGAGGGCAGUGCAUUGUGGGACAUGAGCUACGGCGGCCUCGCCAUGAGGGCGGCGCCGGACCUGUCGUCGGGGUCGUCCGGCUACCAAUCAGGCACCAGCACACAGGUAGAGCUGAGUGUCGCUGUGUCGUGUGCUGCAGGCUCAGAGCUGAUGAAAGAGCAUCUGAGGGAGAUCCGCAGCCUGAGGCAGCGUCUGGAGGACUCCAUCCAGACCAACGACCGCCUCCGGCAGCAGCUGGAGGAGAGGCUGGCCCUCGCCGCCAGAGAGAAGGGUAACGCACACACACGCACACAUACACGCACACAUACACACACACAUACACACACACACGCACACAUACACACACACAUACACACACACACGCACACAUACACACACACAUACACACACACACGCACACAUACACACACACAUACACGCACACAUACACACACACAUACACACACACACACACACACACAUACACACACGCACGCACGCAUACACACACAUGAACACAAACACACACACACACACACAAAACAUGGGAAUAUAAAACACGAACACUAUGUCUGUGUUCUUCUGAGUCCCCUGGUCCCUGGGCCGGGUCCUUUAACGCCCUGGACCUCCUCUCCCUCUCAGGCCGUAGAUAUGGGCUCCGUCAGAGCGCUGCUGGCCAACACCCACACCCUGGGUCAGAUCCUCCAGGAGGCCCACUCUCUGCUCAGGAUGUUCUGGAGAGCUGCUCUGCCCAGCUCUGACAGCACCAAGCAGCAGAAGGAGGAGCUGGUGGCGCUCCGGGUGAAGCUCUCGGAGCAGGGGGAGGCUCUCCGGGACGCCAAGGAGCGUCUGAGGAGCAGCAGCCUCAACCAGGACACCAUGGAGACCUUCAUCGUCAGCCAGCUGUCAAGAACCAGGGACGUCUUGAAGAAGGCCAAGACUAACCUACAGGAGAAUGAGCGCAAGAUCUGCUCCCUCCGCCUCUCUCCUUCCUCCCAAGCCUCGUUCUCCCCCUCUCUCUGCCCCCCUCCCUCCUGCUCCCCCCCUCAGCCCCCUGCGGGGAAAGGUCAAAACUCAGGACGCUUCUGUGAGCUCACUCUCUCUCCUGAUUGGGGUGUCUUGAAGGCCCGACGUCCCACCACACUCCAGCUGGCCGUCUGUUGAGUGGUUCCUGGGGAGGUUGCCUGGGACAGACUCUCCUCCAACAUGCUGUUCAGACUGCCUUCCUGGCCGAGGUUUCAAUCCUGCAACAAAAACCGUGGUCUGCUUUAGGAACACAACCAGGAAUAGGUCCUCACGGAUCUCUGAGUUGUCUUGGGGAACAGUGUUUGAGUGAUGUGUGUAAAAAUCCCUUUUGCUGAGGUGAAUGAGUGUGAUGUCAGAGGCUGAUUUAUAACUGUGGAUGAAUGUCGAUCUCCUAAGGGCUGUGUCUUAUUUGUGUACAGUGGAGUUGAUCGUUAAGGGCUUUUAUUAAGGCUCCACAGGUUAAUGGUUGUUCUCUUUUCUUUGAGUUUCUGUCUGAUCUCAGCUGGGAUUAACAUUUUAGAAUAUUAUCCAUGUCAUUGGAGAUAGAGCUUUGAAAAACCAAAACCAAAGUGCUUCCAUUUGAGGUAGUGAUUUAUAAUAAUGCUAAUGUUUGAUAGUGUAUAUAAUAGCUGCAUGUGGUUAGAUCAUCUAACAGGAAAAAGCCAUAUUGUUUAACAAAACAAAUUAUAAUUUUUUUGCCUAGUAUUAUGAAAGCUACAGAUAAGGUUAACGCCUUAUAAUAUUUGGAUCAAAUCAAGGUAAUUUACAGAGCUAAUUUUUUCAGAUCAUUUUUAUUAUUAAUUUUUACAAAAUGAGAGACCGGUCCAACCUUUCACUCUGCUUAUAUGCCAAAACAUGCAUUCAUAAACAUUUGAACAUAUUCAAUGCAAACUGCUGUUUGCUGUCACUGCGUUUAAAAGAUUUGACAUAAUUAUGAAGACAAUUAAUGGAAAGCAGCAGUUUAUUUUAGACUACUAAACAGAAGAGAAAAAGCACCCGUGUAGAUUUGUUUGAUAACUUAUUUGCCUUUCGUUUGUGAAAUUAGAAAAGGGAUUUGAUAUUUUUAAAAUGGUCCAAGUGGUACAAUGUUUUAUUUGAUCAACUAUUUAUGUUAAAAAUAUAGUUGUGAAAAUAGUCCAAACUCAAGUAUGACCCUUUUAUACAUUGAUUAUUAUUAUUUUGUAACUUUUGAAAGCCAGUUCAACUUGAAUUAUUUUUGCAUUUUUACAUUUAAAGUACAUGUCCCUGUUAGCAUUUCUGACAAUCAUUAGAUAAAAGACAAUCUGAAAUAUUUUAAAGGACACAGUGUGAGUCCAGUUUGCUUUGGUUAAAUAUAUGUUAAAUCGCUUGUUGCUUUUAGUGCAUGAAUUGUUAUAUUGCUAAUAUUCACAUACCAUGCAUGUUAUGGGUUACAGUGCAAUAACGUCUCCAGUUGCUGUCUAGCUGCUGAGACACAUAUUUCAAAUGUCUUUGCUCCUCAUAAAUAAGAAAUAACUUGGACAACAUUUUCAACCAUUAUGAUGACUUUCUUUCUUAGAGUAUUUAUUUAAUAGAAGUAGGUGGCACAACGUCUAAAGUGAUUACAGUUUGUAACCCUUAAAGCACAACCAUUAGGCAUAUUAAACAAAUAAAUGAACCAAAGUGUUGUCAAAUUGGGUGUCUUCAAAUGUAUAUCGUGUGUCAUUUAUAAUAAUCCAAAAACCUGUCUGUAAUCUGCUUCACUGUGAGCCAUUUUAGAUGUAUGUAUGUAUGUAUGUAUGUAUGUAUGUAUGUAUGUAUGUAUGUAUGUAUGUAUGUAUGUAUGUAUGUAUGUAUGUAUGUAUGUAUGUAUGUAUGUAUGUAUGUAUGUAUGUAUGUAUGUAUGUAUGUAUGUAUGUAUGUAUGUAUGUAUGUAAACAAGGGAGUGUAAACUAAUGCAAGUUUUGGUGGCUGUAAAUCUGGGUCUUUCAAUUGUGGCCUAGUUUAUUUCAUGCAUGUGAUAGCCUAUCCUAAAAUGUUUUUGGGUAAACAUAUUUUGCAAUAAAACGAUGACCCCCUUCUCA